GCAAACGUGCGGGGUACCUAGGCCCCUCACGCUGGACUCCACAGUCUCCGGGCCGCCUGAUCUCCGCACGGGUAUAUGGGAUGGAAGCGGGACCCUCGGGAGCAGCUGCAGGUGCCUACCUGCCCCCCCUGCAGCAGGUGUUCCAGGCACCUCGCCGGCCUGGCAUUGGCACUGUGGGGAAACCAAUCAAGCUCCUGGCCAAUUACUUUGAAGUGGACAUCCCUAAGAUUGACGUCUAUCACUACGAAGUGGAUAUCAAGCCAGAUAAGUGUCCUCGCAGAGUCAACCGGGAAGUGGUGGAAUACAUGGUCCAGCAUUUCAAGCCUCAGAUAUUUGGUGACCGCAAGCCCGUGUAUGAUGGAAAGAAGAACAUUUACACUGUCACAGCACUGCCCAUUGGCAAUGAACGGGUUGACUUUGAGGUGACAAUCCCUGGGGAAGGGAAGGAUCGAAUCUUCAAGGUCUCCAUCAAGUGGCUGGCCAUUGUGAGCUGGCGCAUGCUGCAUGAAGCCUUGGUCAGUGGCCAGAUCCCUGUUCCCCUGGAGUCUGUGCAAGCCCUGGAUGUAGCCAUGAGGCACCUGGCAUCCAUGAGGUACACCCCUGUGGGCCGCUCCUUCUUCUCACCGCCUGAGGGCUACUACCACCCGCUGGGGGGUGGGCGCGAGGUCUGGUUCGGCUUUCACCAGUCUGUGCGCCCUGCCAUGUGGAAGAUGAUGCUCAACAUUGAUGUCUCAGCCACUGCCUUCUAUAAGGCACAGCCAGUGAUUGAGUUCAUGUGUGAGGUGCUCGACAUCAGGAACAUAGAUGAGCAGCCCAAAGCCCUCACGGACUCUCAGCGUGUGCGCUUCACCAAGGAGAUCAAGGGCCUGAAGGUGGAAGUGACCCACUGUGGACAAAUGAAGAGGAAAUACCGCGUGUGUAAUGUUACCCGCCGUCCUGCCAGCCAUCAGACGUUUCCUCUGCAGCUAGAGAGUGGACAGACUGUGGAGUGCACAGUGGCCCAGUAUUUCAAGCAGAAAUAUAACCUGCAGCUCAAGUAUCCCCACCUGCCUUGCCUGCAAGUUGGCCAGGAACAAAAGCAUACCUACCUGCCCCUAGAGGUCUGUAACAUUGUGGCUGGGCAGCGCUGCAUUAAGAAGCUGACUGACAACCAGACUUCAACCAUGAUAAAGGCUACAGCUAGAUCGGCCCCAGACAGACAAGAGGAGAUUAGCCGCCUGAUGAAGAAUGCCAGCUACAACCUAGAUCCGUACAUCCAGGAAUUUGGGAUCAAGGUGAAGGAUGACAUGACGGAGGUGACGGGACGAGUGCUGCCGGCGCCCAUCUUGCAGUAUGGCGGCCGGGUGAGCAGGAACCGGGCAAUUGCCACACCCAAUCAGGGUGUCUGGGACAUGCGGGGGAAACAGUUCUACAAUGGCAUAGAGAUCAAAGUCUGGGCCAUCGCCUGCUUCGCACCCCAAAAACAGUGUCGAGAAGAAGUGCUCAAGAACUUCACGGACCAGCUGCGGAAGAUUUCCAAGGACGCAGGGAUGCCCAUCCAGGGCCAGCCUUGCUUCUGCAAAUACGCGCAGGGGGCAGACAGUGUGGAGCCCAUGUUCCGGCAUCUCAAGAACACCUACUCAGGGCUGCAGCUCAUUAUCGUCAUCCUGCCCGGGAAGACGCCAGUGUAUGCUGAAGUGAAACGUGUUGGAGAUACUCUGUUGGGAAUGGCUACACAGUGUGUGCAAGUGAAGAACGUGGUCAAGACCUCGCCUCAGACUCUGUCUAACCUUUGCCUGAAGAUCAAUGUCAAACUUGGUGGCAUUAACAACAUCCUAGUCCCACACCAGCGCUCUGCAGUCUUUCAACAACCAGUGAUAUUCCUGGGAGCAGAUGUUACACACCCACCAGCAGGGGAUGGGAAAAAACCUUCCAUCACAGCAGUGGUAGGCAGCAUGGAUGCCCACCCCAGCCGUUACUGUGCUACUGUGCGGGUGCAGAGACCACGGCAGGAGAUCAUUGAAGACUUAUCCUACAUGGUACGUGAGCUGCUCAUCCAGUUCUACAAGUCCACACGCUUCAAGCCUACCCGCAUCAUCUUCUACCGAGAUGGGGUUCCUGAAGGCCAGCUUCCCCAGAUCCUCCACUAUGAGCUGCUGGCCAUUCGUGAUGCCUGCAUCAAACUGGAAAAGGACUACCAGCCCGGAAUCACUUAUAUUGUGGUGCAGAAACGCCAUCACACCCGCCUUUUUUGUGCUGACAAGAAUGAGCGAAUUGGGAAGAGUGGUAACAUCCCAGCUGGGACCACUGUGGACACCAACAUCACCCACCCAUUUGAGUUUGACUUCUAUCUGUGCAGCCACGCAGGCAUCCAGGGCACCAGCCGACCAUCCCAUUACUAUGUCCUUUGGGAUGACAACCGUUUCACAGCGGAUGAGCUCCAGAUUUUGACGUACCAGCUGUGCCACACUUAUGUACGAUGCACACGCUCCGUCUCAAUUCCAGCACCUGCCUACUAUGCCCGCUUGGUGGCUUUCCGGGCACGAUACCACCUAGUGGACAAAGAGCAUGACAGUGGAGAGGGGAGCCACAUAUCGGGGCAGAGCAAUGGGCGGGACCCCCAGGCCCUGGCCAAAGCCGUGCAGGUUCACCAGGAUACUCUGCGCACCAUGUACUUCGCUUGAAGGCAGAACGCUGUUACCUCACUGGAUAGAAGAAAGCUUUCCAAGCCCCAAGAGCUGUGCCGCCCAAAUCCAGAGGAAGCAGGGAGGAGGGAGGUGGGGUAGGGAGGAAUGCAGAAGGCCCUGUUUCCUUCCGCAGAGGGGGCAAAAGGGUGGGGAACAGGGCCAGUAAGCCAGACCACCAGCCAGAAAUCUCUGAUAUUCACCUCAUGCCCUCAACCCCUCACCCCAUCUUGUCCCAUCUGGCCCUGAACCCACUGGACCAAGAGAGGCAGCAGUGGUGCCCACCAUACACAUAGUGUCCCAUGUGACUCACAGUGCUAAAGACUCAUGCCUGACAGCUUGGUAAGGUCGGCUCUGCAGCCCUGCGGACAAAAGCUGGUAGGUUUGGGUUUGAUACUUUAGAUGGAAGAGUGAGGGGCUUGAGAAAGUGGGUGGGAGGAGGGAAGGAUUUUUUAGGAGCCUUAAUCAGAAAAGGUCUAGAUUUGUUUAAGAAGAAAAACGAAAUCAGAUGCAGAUCAAUAUUUUAGGAUACUAGAUGUUUUAAUGGGUUGAGAAUCCAGCCUGUAGGAAGAUUUUUAAUGCUAAUGAUUUUGGUUGCCCCUCCCCCAGCUGCCACUCCCCUUUCCCGUAUUCCUCUUUCUCCACUUUUUCUACCCCACCUUACACCUGACAGACAUCCAGCCCCUAGUAAGACUUAAGGCACUAUGGCACUUAGCUCUGAAGUGACACGACCCUGUCUUCCUUCCGCCUGCUGGUGGGUAACCAGUGCCUUCCCUGUAAUGGCAAUGCUGCAGAACU
Messenger RNA from Budorcas taxicolor (takin), 3461 nucleotides. Its product is annotated as protein argonaute-1. The transcript is spliced from 19 exons. The coding region runs from base 81 to 2663 and encodes 860 amino acids. The record is from RefSeq and is a predicted model, not a curated record. NCBI's taxonomy places the organism in Eukaryota, Metazoa, Chordata, Mammalia, Artiodactyla, Bovidae. Gene Ontology annotation, molecular function: RNA binding; protein binding.